This is a messenger RNA of Charadrius vociferus (killdeer), 585 nucleotides long. It is a transcript of the gene RIT2, whose product is annotated as Ras-like without CAAX 2. The annotation marks the transcript as partial. Gene Ontology annotation, biological process: Ras protein signal transduction; positive regulation of neuron projection development. The record is from RefSeq and is a predicted model, not a curated record. Lineage: Eukaryota; Metazoa; Chordata; Aves; Charadriiformes; Charadriidae. Gene Ontology annotation, molecular function: GTPase activity; calmodulin binding; GTP binding. Gene Ontology annotation, cellular component: plasma membrane. The transcript is spliced from 4 exons.
GUGUGAGGCUGAUAAAUCGUACCUCUUGCAUUAUACCUUUCUUUUCUGCUUUUUUAUUUUUUUUUCCCUAACACAGCUUUUAUAGUUGUUUAAGAUCAGAGAAAGCACCUGCCAGUCGCUUUUUCUUCCCUUUUGCUCCCUUCUUCUGCCUCGUGCAAGAUGGAGCUAGAAAAUGAAAUGAUCAGCACCUCCAGCAAUUCUUCAGCAGGCUCCAGAGAGUACAAGGUGGUGAUGCUAGGAGCUGGGGGAGUUGGCAAAAGCGCAAUGACAAUGCAGUUCAUAAGCCAUCGGUUCCCUGACUAUCACGAUCCAACUAUAGAGGAUGCCUAUAAAACUCAAGUCCGAAUUGAUGACGAACCAGCCUAUUUGGACAUUCUAGACACUGCUGGACAGGCAGAAUUCACAGCCAUGAGGGACCAAUACAUGCGAGGUGGGGAAGGCUUCAUUAUUUGCUAUUCCAUCACAGACCGCCAAUCCUUUCAAGAAGCUGCUGAGUUUAAGGAACUCAUUUAUCGUGUCCGGCACACCUAUGACAUCCCCUUGGUGCUGGUGGGAAACAAAAUAGAUCUUGAACAGUUCAGACAG